Messenger RNA from Lachancea thermotolerans CBS 6340, 867 nucleotides. It is a transcript of the gene FES1, whose product is annotated as Hsp70 nucleotide exchange factor FES1. The coding region runs from base 1 to 867 and encodes 288 amino acids. The record is from RefSeq and is a predicted model, not a curated record. Lineage: Eukaryota; Fungi; Ascomycota; Saccharomycetes; Saccharomycetales; Saccharomycetaceae. The transcript has a single exon.
AUGGAUAAGCUACUACAUUGGUCGAUAGCUAACUCUCAAGGAGAUCAAGAAGCAAUUGAAAAGGUGGGGAAACCGGAUCCCCAGCUCUUGCAACAGCUUUUUGGAGGAGGACCCGAUGAAACUGAGUUGAUGAAACAGGCUGUAACUGUCGCUUCUAAUCCUGAGGCAACUCUCGACGCAAAGCUAGUGGCCCUGGAUAACUUCGAGAUGCUGAUUGAGAAUUUGGACAACGCCAACAACAUUGAAAACCUUAAAUUAUGGGAACCACUUAUUAAGUUGAUUAGCGAUCCUGAGUCAGAAAUUAGAGCCAACGUUCUCUCUAUAGUUGGCACGGCAGUACAGAAUAACGAAAAAUCACAAGACAAUUUUCUGAAAUACAAAGAUGGUGUAAGAAAGCUGAUAGAGUCCGCCAGGGCUGUCUCAGAAAAGUCAGCAGUACGGACGAAAGCCUUUUAUGCUUUAUCAAAUUUAACUCGGCAUAACAAGGCUUCAUUUGAAGCCGUGGAAACACUAGGAGGGUUAGAUGUUAUCUUGCCUGUUCUCGAAGACAAUAAUGCGACGGAUAAACUAAAAUUGAGAGCACUUGCGUUUUUGACUGCUAUAACCGCAACAGUAUCUUUGACAGAGUCGUUCCUUGAAAAAUUGAGGGAAAGGAAAAUAAUAGAGAGUACACUGAAGUUUUUGGACCCCGAGAGCAGUGUUUACGUUGUUGACCGAGUGCUUAACUUCUUAUCGCAGCUAAUUACUUCUGGUUUAAGAUUGAAUGAAGCAGAAAUGAGGCAGCUAAGGUCCGGCUUCCCUUCCAUCAAAGAGCUAGAGGAACGUCUUAACGAAGACGAUUACCAAAAGGUCAAGCAUGUACUAUAA